GCGAGGGCGCCAGAGGCUGUUAGGGACCAGGUUCGCCAAGGACAGGAAAAUGGCGGCCUUGGGGUCGCCGGCGCGCACUCUGCGAGGCCUUCUGCGGGAGCUGCGCUACCUGAACGCGGCCACCGGGCGACCAUACCGCGACACAGCAGCCUACCGGUACCUGGUUAAGGCUUUCCGAGCACAUCGGGUCACCAGUGAGAAGUUGUGCAGAGCCCAACACGAGCUUCACUUCCAAGCUGCCACCUAUCUCUGCCUCUUGCGUAGUAUCCGGCAACAUGUAGCCCUUCAUCAGGAAUUUCAUGGCAAGGGUGAGCGCUCAGUGGAGGAGUCUGCUGGUUUGGUGGGCCUCCAGUUGCCCCAUCAGCCUGGAGGGAAGGGCUGGGAGCCAUGAUGCAGAAAGUCCUCAGAUGUUUCUUCAUUCAAGAAUUUAACCAUUUCUACCAAUAUGUAUUUAUCAUUAAAUCUUUUUUAAAGUGUAGUUUUGGUUUUUGUUUGCUUUUCUGUGUUUUUUGUUGACUGAAUAGUUAGGGAAAUAAAAUUGAAGUGAAUCUGCUGAACUUUUUAACAUUGGGUUCACUGAUGUUCUUAAAGAUUUAUUUAUUGUAUAUAAAUACACUGUAGCUGUCUUCAGACACCCCAGAAGAGGGCAUCAGAUCUUAUUACAGAUGGUUGUGAGCCACCAUGUGGUUGCUGGGAUUUGAACUCAGGACCUCAGGAAGAGCAGUCAGUGCUCUUACCACUGAUCCAUCUCUCCAGCCCUCAUUGAUGUUAUGUGUCAGUGCUCUUGCACAUGAAGGUUCAUGUGGAGACCAGAGUUUGGCAAAGGGAUGCCUUUCUCAAGUACUUCUCUGCCUUGUUUCUUGACAGUGUCUCUCACUGAACUUGGAGCUCACUGUUUUGGGUUCAGUGACUAACUAGGAAGUGUCCAGGAUCUAUUUGUCUUGGCUCUCCAGCUCUGGGGUUAGAAACAUGAACUGCAGUGACUAUGUAUGUGGGUGUUUGGGAUUCAAACUCAGGCCCUUACGUGUGCACACUGUAUCCAGUGAGCCUGCUCCCUAGUCCCUGAUGUAUUUGACUUAACUUUUAAAACUUAGGGCUUUUGUUGUUGUUGGUUUUGGUCAUAAAUGGAGAGAUGGGCUUAGUGGUCAAGUGUGUGUGUGUUACUCUUGCAGAGGUUCUGAGGUUGGUUUCCAGCACCCAUGUCAGGUAGCUAACAACCAUCUUUUGUAACUUGUUACAGAGAUCCCAGACCUCUAGUCUGUACAGGUACCUACACUCAUGUGCACAUACAUAUAUACAUAUACAUAAUUAAAAAUAAAAUUUUGUUUUGCUGUUU
Messenger RNA from Rattus norvegicus (Norway rat), 1336 nucleotides. It is a transcript of the gene Fmc1, whose product is annotated as formation of mitochondrial complex V assembly factor 1. The coding region runs from base 50 to 391 and encodes 113 amino acids. Gene Ontology annotation, cellular component: mitochondrion. The record is from RefSeq and is marked provisional. Lineage: Eukaryota; Metazoa; Chordata; Mammalia; Rodentia; Muridae. Gene Ontology annotation, biological process: mitochondrial proton-transporting ATP synthase complex assembly. The transcript has 2 exons.